This is a messenger RNA of Pseudocercospora fijiensis CIRAD86, 1101 nucleotides long. RefSeq lists its product as uncharacterized. The coding region runs from base 29 to 985 and encodes 318 amino acids. Gene Ontology annotation, molecular function: structural constituent of cytoskeleton; actin filament binding. The record is from RefSeq and is a predicted model, not a curated record. NCBI's taxonomy places the organism in Eukaryota, Fungi, Ascomycota, Dothideomycetes, Mycosphaerellales, Mycosphaerellaceae. Gene Ontology annotation, cellular component: Arp2/3 protein complex; actin cytoskeleton. The transcript has 4 exons. Gene Ontology annotation, biological process: Arp2/3 complex-mediated actin nucleation; actin filament polymerization.
UGUAGCAUACCGCUACUGAGCCAGCACCAUGCUUCUUCUCGACUAUCAAAACGUCCUCAUUGAGUCGCUGCUUAAAGAUCGCUUCUCGCCAGACUCCACCCCUUCCUCGAUAGACCAAGUGGUCUCGGACUUUGACAAUGUCACAUUUCACAUCUCCACCCCAAGCUCGAAGACCCAGAUCCUCAUCUCGAUCGCCGUAAAAUGCUGGCAAGAAUUGGUGCAGUAUGGCGCCCAGGCAGUGUUGGAGCGGGAAUACGGUCCAUAUAUCGUGCAACCGGAAUCUGGAUACGACUUCAGCGUUCAGGUCGAUCUUGAAACCCUCCCAGCAUCGCAAGAAGAGAAGGAUGACCUGAUAAAGCGGAUAAGCUUGCUGAAACGUAACGCUAUGGCUGCACCAUUCGAACAAGCAUUUGAUGAGUACACGUCGCUAGCAGAGCAAGCAAGCCAUUACACCAGCGAGACCGCACCUCAGGGCGUCAAGGAAGGUGGUGAGGUGCGGGCCAUCCACUACCGGGACCAGGAAGCGAUAUAUAUCAAGGCCUCGCAUGAUCGCGUGACUGUCAUCUUCAGCACAAUCUUCUCGGACGAGACAGAUCGGAUAUACGGCAAGGUGUUCCUGCAGGAGUUUGCAGACGCCAGAAGGAGAGCUAUCCAGAACGCGCCUCAAGUCAUGUUCCGAAACGAUCCGCCGUUGGAGCUGCAAGGCAUUCCCGGAUUGCAGAGCGGGAAAGACAAGAUUGGAUACAUCACGUUUGUUCUAUUCCCACGACACUUGACUCCCCAGAAGCGAUUCGAAGUCAUCUCUCACAUCCAGACGUUCCGCGAUUAUUUCCACUACCACAUCAAGGCCAGCAAAGCAUACAUCCACAGCCGUAUGCGAAGACGGACGGCCGACUUCCUUCAAGUGUUACGCAGAGCUAGACCUGAGACGGAUGAGAAGGAGAGAAAGACAGCUAGCGGUCGUACCUUCAGGGUGCAAGGAUGAGCUAAACCCAAAAAUGAUGAGACAUAUUGACUCCUAGAGCGCGCUUAAAUGGUAGCUUGUGGAGUCAAGCUGAAUCCCGUAGCGCAAGAAUUGCAAAAUGUGAACGAUGUGAGUGU